Messenger RNA from Adineta ricciae, 270 nucleotides. Lineage: Eukaryota; Metazoa; Rotifera; Eurotatoria; Adinetida; Adinetidae. The record is from the annotation of a GenBank genome assembly.
AUGCUCGACAGUGCUCGCCAAAUUUUCGUCGAUUGUUACAAUGAUCGAAUUCAGCGCUUUCCGUCCGAACAACCGAAUAGAAUAACUGUUGCAGGAAAUCCAUCCAUGAAUAUUACAAUCACUCUUCACUAUCCAACAGGUGUCAUUCUUGAUGUUGAUCAUUAUAUGUUUAUAACUGACUGCUCAAAUAAUCGCAUCGUUGGAUCAGGGCCAUAUGGCUUUCGAUGUAUAGUUGGCUGUUCCGGCACAGGUGGUUCAACAUCAAGCUAA